This is a messenger RNA of Clarias gariepinus (North African catfish), 1542 nucleotides long. Its product is annotated as src-like-adapter. Bases 198 to 1043 code for a protein of 281 amino acids. NCBI's taxonomy places the organism in Eukaryota, Metazoa, Chordata, Actinopteri, Siluriformes, Clariidae. The record is from RefSeq and is a predicted model, not a curated record. The transcript is spliced from 7 exons. Gene Ontology annotation, molecular function: protein binding.
AAUGUGGUGAGAAGCAGCUUCCCCAUUCUGACAAGCUACAGCCACUUUACUUAUCUGUAAGAAGUUAAAAACAACCAGAGAGCAGCAGGAAACGAUCGAGCUGCAAUGUAAGACCUAAAGACUAUUAUUAAAGGCAGAGUUAAAUAUAUUAACUGUAUGGAUAAAGUGACGGCUCGUAACCUGGCACGUUCGGAGUAAUGGGCAAUUUGCAGGCCAUACUGAAGUCUGGAGAGAACUUCAUGCAAACUACGACCACUGCAAACCUUCCAGCAAGAGUAAGUGAUAAGGAGCCAGCAGUGGUGUUAAGUGAUUAUCCUCCCCCUGAUAUCUGCGAGCCCCUGUUCAGGACAGGAGACUGGCUGAGAGUCUUAUCUGAUGAGGGCUACUGGGUAAAGGUUUACUCUCUGCAGACCAGGGAGGAAAACUACAUCCCACGCUGCCAUGUAGCUAAGGUUUACCACGGGUGGUUAUUUGAAGGUGUCGCAAGACAAAAAGCUGAAGAGCUGCUACAGUUGCCUGGGAACAGAGUCGGGUCUUUCAUGAUUAGAGAGAGCAGAAGAGGUAUGUAUAGCUUGUCUGUGCGCCACAGAUCUAUAGUGCAUUACCGGAUACUACGUCUGCCGAACAACUGGUACUUCAUCUCUCCACGUCUAACCUUCCAGUGCCUAGAGGACCUGGUCAACCACUACUCUGACAUAGCAGAUGGUCUGUGUUGUAUGCUUACUGGUCCUUGCCUGGCAGCACUUGAGCCAGUACGCAUCUCUCAGUCUUCUUCAAUAGUGGGAGCUCACAGCUUUAACUAUUCAACAGCAAACAGAGUGCCAAUGGAACAGCAGAAUACGGCUGCCGUCUCUGCACAAUGUGAUCCGUACAUCAGUGCCGGAGUGAAGGAGAGCGUAUCAGCCUAUCUCUCUCUGGCAGGAGUGGAAGAGAAAAAAAGGCACAGCUGGAAGAAGAAGAAGUGGAGAUCUAUCUACGCAUUGCCAUCACGACAGACGUACAACACGGUCACAGAGGAAGACCACCAUGAGGAGGAUUACUAAACAAAAAGAACAUUGCAAUCAUAACUAAAAUCAUUCUCCAAAAAGACUAAAUAAAAUUAACUUCUUUUUUCUUAAGAUUGUGAGGACAACUAGUCACACAUGUACGGAUAGAGAAGGCCAUGGCAAAUGAAGUAUUUAACUCAAACGUUUGCACAAUUUUGACAGUCUCACACUGCCUGCUUAUUAGUACCAAAGAUUAACAAAUAAUCUUUAUUCUUCUACUUUAUGCCUAUUCAUUUGCAUCGUCCUCUCAUGACACAUGCACUUACCAUAAGUAAGGCCUGGUGGAACAGAGAAGAGGACAUAGAUGAGGACAGAUGGAGGCUGGCAACGUCUGCACCGUUUCUGUCUGCUCCUAAUGUCACUCUAGUGGGAUCUCCUCCGAAAAGUGCGAUGUUCUCCUGUACCCAGCGUAGUGCCGCUACCUGGUCCUGCAGCCCAUAGUUCUCAGAAAGAUCACUGGAACCUGCCAUCAUGUAGGCAUGCAAACUUUAAUGAU